This is a messenger RNA of Paramisgurnus dabryanus, 1125 nucleotides long. NCBI's taxonomy places the organism in Eukaryota, Metazoa, Chordata, Actinopteri, Cypriniformes, Cobitidae. The record is from RefSeq and is a predicted model, not a curated record.
AUGAGCUUCUAUCCUCACAUAUGGAAGAUUCUGCAGAUAUUGGCAACUAUAAUCACGACUGUCACGCAAGAUCUGGACAGCCAGGAGACCUCUGAUGCCAUCAAAUCCUCCACCCCAUAUCUCAUGUAUCUUCCUGUAAGUUACCAGGUGUGGGAUGCAGACUACUUUCUGCUAAAAGAGGCGGAACAGGACAUCAUGAGCAAUUCCAGUAUGCAAAGUCACACACAGCCAAUUGUCAUUCUCCGGGCAGAGCGUCACCCAGUGAUUAAUGCCAGCUAUAGCCUCUUCUCAACCAAACAGGAGAUCCCCUUGGAUUUAAUGCAGUCAGUGGAGUUAUUUCGACCCUCGCCGCCAGUUUUCACUCUCAACUGGAGAGUGCAGUCUUUUGUGUUAACCCGAUGGGUCUAUUCAUCUUCUCCCAAAGUGCAAGUCCUCUUCUACGUGGCUGGGAGGGAUUGGGCCAGGGAGGAAAAGGUAAAAGGGAGUAAAGAUGAGCUGCCAUGUGUGAUCGUAUACGCCUUCUGGCAGACACAGGAAGUCCUUAGCUCUUGCAUCAUUGGAAAUAAGCAUGGGACCUGCAUGGCCGAGAUUGACAUUCCUGUGGCCUGGUUCAGCCCAGCUGAGAGCAGCUCCAGCCGGGAAAGACUGGGGCCAUCCCAGGGCAACCCUGUGGAGCUUUACUACCAGGCCCGACCCAGCACCUUUGGGCCAUGCAGCGGCAGUGGAGAGGAAAGUAAAAAAUGGAAUGUGGAGGGUGGAAAUGUAGGGCAGCCCCAGGUGGCUGUGACCCCAAUGCAGAGGAUUGGGAGUGUGCGCCUCCUACAGGUCAAACAGGGGGCCGCACCAGUGUCUGUCCUUAGAUUGGGAGAGGCUGUGGUCAUCCAGACCUCCUCUAAACCACUUAAAAAGAACGAUAUUGCCUCUUUUUAUGUUUACAUGAGGAGCUCUGCCAACCUGGACACAUUUUCCCUCAGGGCCAUGGUAAAAAAGGGUGUCUCUUUUCGCAUAGCCACACCCAGCAACACGCAGCUGUGGGAAAUCAUAUUGGAUAAAGGACCAGAUGGAAGUGUUGGAGUAAUCUGUCAGAGAAAGUCAAGUACAGUUGGGAAAAGCUGUCAUGACUAA